Molecule: messenger RNA, 4070 nt
Organism: Lobosporangium transversale
Lineage: Eukaryota; Fungi; Mortierellomycota; Mortierellomycetes; Mortierellales; Mortierellaceae
Exons: 13
Biological process (GO): phosphorelay signal transduction system; phosphorylation
Molecular function (GO): phosphorelay sensor kinase activity; protein binding
Source: RefSeq, a predicted model, not a curated record
GUUGACAAUAAGCACUGCAGCAUAAUAACAUGUCCGAAUCCACGGAAGCUUUGCACCAACCGCCUGCUAUUGCUGUCGCCAUCACUGCUCACAACGAUACACUUUUACUACAACACCAACAACACCAACAACAACAACAAGUUAUGCUCCUUCCUUCGCAAUAUUUACAACAACAACAGCUGCUCUUACAACAACAACUGCUACUAUCGCACCAACAUCAACAACAGCAACAGCAACAGCAACAGUUAAGACAGCCUACUUCACGCGCACCGUCUCCUACACCACCACAGUCUAAGAGUGAUAUCAACAAUAACAAUGCUACCUUAGCUCAGGAACAGUACCAAAACUUCCUUUUCCUUCAGCAGCAACAACAGCAGCAACAACAACAGCAACAACAACAACAGCAACAACAGCAACAGCAGCAACAAUACCAGUACUUUAUUCAAUAUCCUCAAUCCCAGGCACUUUAUCCCAUGGACCCUGUUGUAAAUGCUGAAUGGGAUCCAGAUACAGCAGCAGCAAUCAUAAAUAUGACAGCUGACAACACUACCAAUACAUCUGCUUCCGUAUCACAGCAUGCACAUGAGAGGGUUCGCCAGUUUGAUAUGAGUAGAUUUAUUGACUUUUGUGUUGAAGCAUCUACUCUACUCGAGACGCUUCAUCAAAACGGGCUUAUCCAUGGACAACUUUGCCCCACGUCGUUCCGCUGGGAAGAGUCAUCGUCUAUGAAGUCUACUGAUAGCCAUGUCAACGGCAAUAACAGUAACAGCAGCAGUAGCAGCAACCUUGCUAACAGCAAAACUGCUUCAUCUCAAGCUUCCGCCUCCGCAACAUCCAAGCCGGAAAUGGAUCAUACUUUGAGUAAAGGUCUUACUACUACUCCCUCGCUACACUAUAGUCACCAGACACAUCCAAGCAGUACUAGCAGCAAUAGUGCCAGUAAAAGCCAUAGCUCUUGGCGGACAGGGAAACAAAGGAGAUACUCACUUGUCCUUGACUGCACACACCUCCGCGAGCAUUCUCAGUCCUCCUUCAAUGAUCUUAGCUCCACUUCAUUCACUGUUGCUGGACCUAGUCAAGCUGGAACAAACAACACAGCAAUAGCAAUGCCAGAGUCGGGUCCAAGCAUCGGAUCUGUUAUUGAUCCUACACUCUUUUCGCCUUUAGACCUCAAUUUACCACCCUAUACUAGUACUAAUGGCGCUGUCAUCCACGACGCCAUCACUUCACGCGUCGCACGCUUCAAGCGUUCGUUCCUAUUUUCAUCCUCCUCUUCUCCAGCUGUCACUCCUUCAUCUUCAUCGUCAUCAUCUUCAUCGCCAUCAUCCAGCAUGUCCUCUUCGCCCUUGUCUACAUCAUCAUCUCAAGCGACGACUCCUUCUCCUGGAGGGGUUUCUGGACCAACUUUCCAACCCAUGCCUGUCAAGCAGCACUUCCUACUGCAUAUUCCCCAGGGGUUGCAUUCACCUUCUGGGUGUGUUCUUCCUGUCCAAAUAGAUAUCUAUUCUCUCGGUGUCAUGUUUUACUACUUAUGGGCUUCAUACACAACAUUUCAGCCAGGGGACUUAAAUCCUGGGGCCAUCGCAGAAGAAUUAGAUGCAGUCGCAUCAGGGUUUGGAGCAACAUUUUCAGAACGAGUGUCUGCUCAUCCAAAUACACCUGCGUUACUGGCCAAUGUCAUCUUAAGAAUGGUAGCCAAGAGUUCUAAGGACAGAUUCUCGAGCAUGGUUCAGGUUAGAAAAGAGUUGACGGCUAUCAAAGACCAGGAACAUGAAGCGCUGAAGAAGGAUGCUGAAUCUAAGGCACUCAACAGAAGUUUGACAGCCAAUAAAGGCCUUCAGAUACAGGGAACAUCGUUCUCCUCAUAUUCUUCGUCUACCACAGCGCGACCAUCCUCGCCCACCAACUCUAACUACUCCUUCAAAUCUACAUCCACCCAUACAAGUCAAGAUCAUGAUAUAGGCUCGUUCUCAACCCGAUUCUCCGGAUCUAAUCACAAUAGUGCUGAUAAUAGCAUUAGCAGUAAUGGAAGCAAUGGGAAAAAUAGCGGUGGCACUAACAACAAUAUUUCACAUGAAGAUCGUGCGUUUGUGCUCGAAUCAGUGUUGGCUUUAGCGCAUAUCUCCAAUUUGCAGGAAUUGCUCCGCGCGAUUUCUCACGCGUUAGAUAAUUUAUUGGUGGGUCAUCCACCAGAAGAAAUGGCAAUUAUCCUAUGGCAGAAAGAUGAGCAUCUUCCCAAUGGCGGAGCCUGGGCAAUCGUGGAAGAUAAGUAUCAAGUGGGGGCAACACAACCCACAUUGAUUUGGACAGAUCUUUCGGAGCGACGGGAUCAUAUGCCAGUACUAUUACGUAAAGCUUUAGAUACUCAGGAGCCUAUUUUCUCAACUGCUCUGGGGAGUCGGUCUCAAUUACCAACAAUUGCCUGUGUACCCAUUAUUGCGGUGCAAACAGGGAUCUCAACACUCUUGGGGGCAAUCUAUCUUCAUCACCUGCAUCCUCGGUUUUAUUUCAAGAAGCGUGAACAGGACAUGCUGGUUCUAUUCUGUCAAAGGCUUGCGACACCAUUAUUGCAUUGCGAAAAGGUGUCGGGACUGGAGAAGCUACUAUCUCAUGCAACACAGAGAAAUCGCGUCCUGGAGGAUACAUUUGCCAGGAUCCAGAAGAAUGAACAUGAGGUCUUCUCGUGGAUGGAAGCACUACCAUGCUUUGUUUGGGCGGCUGAGAGGGAUGAUAUUGUGAGCCGGCGUUACCUCUCCCGAUCUUGGUUUGACUUUACUGGGCUUCCAGGAGAUGCCCGUACAAGUGACCGAUGGCUCAGUGCUAUGCAUCCUGAUGAUGUCGCCUCAUUCCAAAAGGAGGUAUCGCAGAGCUACAAAACGGGUGUGUACAAAGAUUGCGAGUUUAGAUUGAUGCGUUAUGAUGGCGUCUAUCGUUGGCACCUUUCCCGUGCUGUCCCCGUGUUGAACCACAGCGGAGUCAUCCUGAAGUGGAUCGGAGUCACUAUUGAUAUUGAUGACUUGUACCUGGCACAAAAGGCUGAGUUACACAAGAAAUCAAAUUUCCUUGCCAACAUGAGCCAUGAGCUACGAACUCCGUUCUCAGGGUUCCAUGGGAUGUUGAGUCUAUUAGGGUACUCCAACCUGGACGAAGAACAACAAGAAUGCGUAUUUACUGCUAAAGCUAGCUGCGAGAAAUUAUUGCUCAUUAUUGAUGAUCUUUUGGAUUUUUCCAAAUUGGAAGCCGAAAAAGUUACUCUGGAAGCUUCACCUUUUGACUUGCAGGACGUGUUUGAUGAAGUUGAAGACAUUGUAGAAUCGUUAGCGGCACAAAAGUCAUUGGAACUUGCAUUUAUUAAGGCUGACAAUGUUCCAGAGGUUCUAGUUGGGGACUGCAAUCGACUCAAGCAGAUUCUGCUAAACCUAGUAGGCAAUGCCAUCAAAUUCACGCACGCAGGUCACGUCAUUGUACGAUGUGAAGUCUAUGAUCGGGAUGCAGAGAUGGCCGCAGUGACUGAGAAUGUUGAAGACACUGGCAUCGGAAUUAGCGCAGAGGAGCAAAAGAUGUUGUUCUCUCCAUUCUCUCAGGUGGACGGAAGCGCCACGAGGCCGUACGGGGGAUCUGGUCUGGGCCUUUCUAUCUGCCGCCAGUUGGUGAAGCUGAUGAAGGGCCGUAUUGAUCUCUUUUCCACCCCAGGAAAGGGCUCCACAUUCUGGUUCAUGAUCCAGUCUUCGCUGAAACAAAAGAUGGCUGCAACAGCGAAUGGGAAAAGCAGCAAACUUCGUUCUAACUCACCCAAACCUGCGAAGACAUCCAAGUUAGUGACCGAGGAAGCGACCGAGAUCUCAUUAUCGCUGGAGGAAGCUAACAGGAUUGCAGGCAUGCGUAUUCUUUUAGCUGAAGACAAUUUGAUUGCACAAAAGGUUCUAUCAAAGCAGUUAGCUCUUUUUGGACUUGUGAUUUCAUGCGCGAACGAUGGUGCGGAUGCCUUGAACCUGUUUAAAUCUCAUCCGCGAGGAUACUAUACUCUGGGCUUCUUUGAUCACCACAUGCCUAACUGUGAUGGUGUACAA